CCGGGGGGCGGGGACCAUGGGCGCCUCGGCUUCCCGGGGCCGGCCAGCCCGGGUCCCCGCGCCGGAGCCCGACCCCGAGGAGGCGCUGGACCUGAGCCAACUGCCGCCCGAGCUGCUCCUGGUGGUGCUGAGCCACGUGCCCCCGCGCACGCUGCUGGGGUGCUGCCGCCGGGUGUGCCGGGGCUGGCGCGCCCUGGUGGACGGCCAGGCCCUGUGGCUGCUCAUCCUGGCCCGCGACCACGGCGCCCUGCUGCCGCUCGCCCGCAGCUGCCUGCCCCCCGCCCGCGACGGCGGGCCCUGCCUCCUGGGCCGCUUCUGCGAGCGCCGGCCGAUCGGACGCAACCUCAUCCGCAACCCCUGCGGCCAGGAAGGCCUCCGGAAAUGGAUGGUGCAGCACGGCGGGGACGGCUGGGUGGUGGAGGUGAACAGGUCCACGGUGCCUGGGGCCCCCUCGCAGACCUGCUUCGUGUCAUCCUUCAGCUGGUGUCGCAAAAAGCAGGUCUUGGAUCUGGAGGAGGAGGGUCUGUGGCCGGAGCUGCUGGAUAGUGGCAAGAUCGAGAUUUGCGUCUCCGACUGGUGGGGAGCCCGACACGACAGUGGCUGUAUGUACCGACUCCUUGUCCAGCUUCUAGAUGCCAACCAGACCGUCCUGGAUAAAUUCUCUGCCAUGCCUGUUCCCAUCCAGCAGUGGAACAACAACGUCUGCUUUCAGGUCACCCACGUGUUCUCCAACCUCAAGAUGGGCGUCCGCUUUGUGUCUUUCGAACACUGGGGCCAGGACACUCAGUUCUGGGCUGGUCACUAUGGAGCCCGUGUGACCAAUUCCAGUGUGGUUGUGCGGGCCCGGCUGUCUUAGUGGAGGGCCGUCCUUGCAGAACAACCUGACUGGUGCCUUCCAGGACCUGGGGACCAUCGGCCAGAACUUCUCAUUAACCAAGGGCAUGUACCUCCUCUGCAUCCCAGGUACUCUAGGAUUCCUUCGAGGGUCCUGCUGGGCCCCCUCUUUGGGUUCUGGAAACUUCUAGAGGAAAGUUCUUCCUUCAGAGCUACCUACUGCUGUCAUGGGGCAACCCUUCCCCCGUUGGUGAGCAUGGAGGAAUGCCAGUUCUAGACAGGGCUCUUCACCCUAACCCCCGCCCAGGCCCUCUGGUUCAGCCCCCAUCCCCUCUGUCCUGUCUCCUGUCCUUUCUGCUUUCAGGGGCUUGGUCGGUCCCUUUAGAGAAGGCCUCUCACCUCUGACGUAUGAUCUUGUCCUUAUGGCUGGGAAGAUUCCAGCCACCUUGGGUGGCAAACAACCUCCCGCAGCCUCAAGGCCGGGACCAGGCCUCACAGCUCAAAAAGUGUUUGGAGAUCCUCCAGGACCCCUGUGAUUGUAUGGUGUAUAAAAUUAUUUUUUAUUUUGAGACUUUCCGCAAACAUUGAGAGAAUAAUAUAUCAGCAACACAAUCUGCCAAUCAUACACAAUAAAUUUAUUAUUUUGCCAAAA
Canis lupus familiaris (dog) is the source of this 1486-nucleotide messenger RNA. It is a transcript of the gene FBXO27, whose product is annotated as F-box protein 27. The record is from RefSeq and is a predicted model, not a curated record. The transcript is spliced from 5 exons. Gene Ontology annotation, molecular function: protein binding; ubiquitin protein ligase activity. Lineage: Eukaryota; Metazoa; Chordata; Mammalia; Carnivora; Canidae. The coding region runs from base 17 to 856 and encodes 279 amino acids. Gene Ontology annotation, biological process: glycoprotein catabolic process; SCF-dependent proteasomal ubiquitin-dependent protein catabolic process. Gene Ontology annotation, cellular component: SCF ubiquitin ligase complex; cytoplasm.